AUGCCGAUAAUAAACAUGUUAUGCCGCCAUGCCUUGGUUCCGGAAGCAGAAUUAUAUCUAGGUCGGAUGUUAAAGUUUGACGUGUGUCCCGAUGUGUACGUCUUCACAUCACUUAUUCUCGGUUAUGGUAGAUACAAGCAUAUCAAAUCCGGGUUUAGGGUGUGGAAAGAAAUGACGGAUCAAGGGAUUACACCAAAUGCCUUGACAUAUAACCACUUAAUAAACGCGUUGUGCCAUGUUGUGAGGGUUGAUGACGCCCUAGACAUGCUAAACACAAUGAUCAGGAAUGGAAACCUAAACAAGGGUAUGAUGUUAUUGAGCAAAGUGACCAACGUAGGCCCUUUGCCAAUGGUUGCUUCUUAUAACAUACUGAUGUAUGGAUGCAUCGAGCAAAUGGAUCUAAACAAUGCAAUAAGAUUAUUGAGUUUGAUGAAGGAAAAUGGAUUGAAACCAGAUCAAAGGACUUACGGUGUACUCAUUUACGGGUUUUGCAAAGCGGGGGACCUUGAUGGAGGUUUAGCUCUUUUUGGAGAAAUGGUGGAGCAAAAGGUGAUGCCUAAUGAGUAUCAUUAUACCUCUUUAAUAGAUGCUCACAUUAAGCAAGAUGAAGUAGAAGCUGUCCUCUUUUUGCUAAGAGAAGAAGGUUGUAGGCCAGAGGCUGAAGCUUACAAUUCAAUUAUAGAUUGUUGUUGUAAAAGGAAUCGAUUAAGGGAAACAAUACAAGUAUUUAUGACGAUGGGAGAGAAAGAAGUUGCUCCGAACGAAGAUACCUACAAAACUUUAGUGGAUGGGCUGUGUCAAGAUGUUGGUUUGAAUCAUGUCAAGGUGGUGAUUUGUUGUCUUUACAAGAGAGGGGAAACGAGUAAGGGUAUUGAGUUAUUAGAGUACUUGUGA
Molecule: messenger RNA, 894 nt
Organism: Cynara cardunculus var. scolymus (artichoke)
Lineage: Eukaryota; Viridiplantae; Streptophyta; Magnoliopsida; Asterales; Asteraceae
Product: pentatricopeptide repeat-containing protein At5g64320, mitochondrial-like
Exons: 2
Coding region: 1-894 (297 amino acids)
Molecular function (GO): protein binding
Source: RefSeq, a predicted model, not a curated record